Molecule: messenger RNA, 1261 nt
Organism: Xenopus tropicalis (tropical clawed frog)
Lineage: Eukaryota; Metazoa; Chordata; Amphibia; Anura; Pipidae
Gene: smarcd3
Product: SWI/SNF related BAF chromatin remodeling complex subunit D3
Exons: 9
Coding region: 236-1261 (341 amino acids)
Source: RefSeq, a predicted model, not a curated record
AGGGUAUUGUCAGACAGUCCCUGCUCCCCUAUUGCCUAUACAAUAAAUAUAUUUUGGGAGAUAUUAUGGGGGUUCAGGUACCAUAGUGGCUGUAUAAUUAUGGUGCUGCCUAGGGGCAGCUCUUGUGCUGCUGUAUUUUCCUGUGAGUGGAGAGUUGGGUUUUGUUAGACGGUGCCUGGAGAUUGUGCAGACUUGCCGGGUAUUGUCUGAUACUCCCUCGCACUGCGGCUGCGCAAUGCAUCCAGAUCGAACAGAACCAUCAGAACCAGCACCAAGAGACAGACAUGGAGAGAAAGGGCGGCACCUAGUACCUGAGUGCUCAGAGGGGGGACACAUGGCAGCUGAUGACUCGGCAGGAGGAGCUCGCAGGGCAACUAAGAGCAAAUUGUUUGAGUUCCUGGUACAUGGAGUGCGUCCUGGGAUGCCAUCUGGGGCACGCAUGCCUCAUCAGGGAGCCCCUAUGGGCCCCCCAGGGCCCCCGUUUGGUGGGAGUCCCUCAGUGCGGCCUGGAAUACCCCCAGCAGUGCUGGAGCCAACAAGGAAGCGUUCAGCUCCACCUCAAGUCCAGCAACAAGCCACUCCCACACAGGGGCGGAGUCGCAGCGCCAAGAGAAGGAAGAUGGCGGAUAAGAUCCUUCCCCAGAGGAUACGGGAACUUGUCCCCGAGUCCCAGGCCUACAUGGACCUUCUCGCCUUUGAGAGAAAACUGGACCAAACCAUCAUGAGAAAGCGCAUUGACAUCCAGGAGGCACUAAAGCGACCAAUGAAGCAAAAGCGGAAGCUGCGUCUUUAUAUCUCCAAUACGUUCAAUCCUGCAAAAGCAGAUGCUGAUGACUCUGAUGGGAGCAUUGCAUCCUGGGAACUGCGUGUGGAAGGAAAACUACUGGAUGAUCCCAGUAAGAUGAAGAGAAAAUUCUCCUCCUUCUUCAAGAGUUUGGUCAUUGAGUUGGAUAAAGACUUGUAUGGGCCGGACAAUCACUUGGUGGAGUGGCACCGGACCCCAAGUACCCAGGAGACCGAUGGGUUUCAGGUGAAAAGACCAGGGGAUGUGAGUGUGCGAUGCACCCUCCUAUUAAUGCUGGACUACCAGGUACGUACUGCAGUAUUACCCCUAUGUACCCCUAUAUACCCCUAUGGGCUCAAACCUAACAUGUUGAACUGCGCCAUGACUUAUAUAAGAGAACGUACUACGGACAUCUCUCUCCUGCGCCAUGACUUAUAUAAGAGAACGUACUACGGACAUCUCUCUCCUGCGCCAUGA